CAACUUCUGAGAUAAGCUUUUUGUAAUAAUGACCCUUACCUAGAGCAUAAGAUCAAAACAAUCAAGAUGGAGUUUUCUUCUGCUGAAGCUGACGCCAAGGACUUGGCGAAGAAGGAAGUAGUUGCUCAUCUGACUAAACCAGACCAGCUCGAUCGACUUGAACAAUACAAGAGAAAGAUUUCCAGAAAGAAGGCAACCAUUGAGUCUCAGCUGAGGAAUGCGGUACAGACACAGCUGGACGGAGUACAGAAAGGCCUCAAGAGUCUCCAGGAGGCGAGUGGUGUGAUGCAGACUAUACGUCUGAAUAUGGGAGAGGUGGAGCAGCUGUAUCAACAAUGUGCUGACCUGUCGGAGGUCGUCAAACCUAUCAAAGACGUCAGCAGGAAGCAUCAACAGCUGAAGACGACAAUGGUGCACAUUCAGAACAUCUUCAACGUUCCUCAAGUGUGUCAGGAAACGAAGGAACUCAUAGCUGAUGGCCGACUGCUGGAGGCCCACAGGAACUUGGCGGAGUUGGAGCACACUAGGGAUGAACUGCUGAUUCAGCUGUUUCACAGUGAAGACUCUUAUGUCGAUAAGAACACAUCACUCCACCACUACUUUGAGCCACUGGCCGGUCUCUCUAGCUCCCUGGGUCAGCAACUGUGGCUGAUUAUGCACCAGACAACUGGCCUCGUAGAGGGAGAGCCUCGUAAGCUCGUCACCGCCCUCAGGAUAAUUGAGAGGGAGGAGAAAACAGACGCUCUCAUUAAAGACAUGCUCGACGAGAAAAGCAUUCCACAUUCUCAGUUGCCAGGGAGACCAAAGAAAUGGAAGGAAAAGUGUUUGGAGAUACUGGAGACUUCAAUCUCCAAUAAGUUUGAGGAGCUUGAGCCGGGGGAACAAGAGAAGAUGGAGAACAAGGCGUGGUUAGUGGAGUACCUCACCUCCGUGGCAACAUUCUGCUACACCGACUUGCAAGCCAUCAAAGAUCACGGCACCAAAUGUUUCCCUCCUCAAUACGACAUACUCGACAAGUUCAUUAAGUGGUACCAUCAGUGCCUCGUCAAACUGAUCUCAGAGCGUGUUCAGAAGGGGCUCAAUGCCAAAGACAUUAUCACCAUCAUGAUUUGGAUCGGAGACGUCAGGGAGUCUUUCAAUGAGACCCUGGAUAUUGACUUCAACAAUUAUGGGCAGCUCAUUGACCCAGCAAUAGAGAAGGAUCUGCAAACAACAUGCCAGGAGCAGGUGGAGGGCAAUGUGAAGGAGCUUGUAGGCAAGAUGGUCGAGACAGAGAGGGAAGACUGGGACAGUACCACGCCUCCUGACGCUGACGUUGACGGAGCCUACUACACCACCGUCGGGAUCACCCUUUUCCAGAUGAUUGACCAGAACAUCUCGGCACUAUCUCCACUCGGAAUAAGCAACAAGCUCAGGGUGCUGGCUAUCUGCUUGGAUGCUGUGUUGGACUUCAUCAUGUUUUAUGGCUCAAUGGUGGAGGACUAUUUCAAAUGUCGUCUCCAAACCCAGCGAAGGAUGCCACCAUUCUUCAUCAACUACAUGAUAGCGACGGCCAAUAACUGUCGGUCUUGUGUCGAGUUCGCUGAGCAACUGAGGAAACGAUUCUGUCUUGAGUUGAACGAGACUGUACUCGACGCUGAGUACGAGAGACUGUUCAAAAAGGUCUCAGAGGAGUUCGAUGCCGUGGGACAUCAAUGCGCUACUGUGAUCUUGGACGAUGCGUUCAUGGACCUUGAACCCCUGUUGCAGGGACUCCUCACCAAAGAUGCAUGGUUUGGUAACCCUGGUGACCUGGUUGGCAAAACAGAGGGUACGAUUCUCGACUACAAUGAAGACUUCAAUUGCUUGAAACCAGCCUACUAUUCGUACGUGAUCGUAGAGUCACAGCACAGAGUGAUGAACAGUUACAUGCAGGCAAUGAUGCAGAAACGUAUGGUGUUUAAGAAGGACAAGGACAGAGAAAGAGCAGCCAAAAUGAUCAAAGAUGAGGUGAAGAGGAUCAAUAACGUAUUUCAAAGACUCUCCCACGCCACCAACCCAAAGUAUGCUCAAGGUCUGGAAAUGAUGGCCGAACUGAUAACUUCCAAAACAGACUUCCUUGCUAUGGAUAUCUCCGCACUGGCUACCAAGCACCCUGAUGUCAGGCCUAGUCAUGUCAUUGCCAUCCUGGCUAUGAGGGGAGACCUCAACAAGUCACUCGUCGCAAAGAUAAUGCAGCAGACUCUGAUGAAGGACGACACGGAUGGCCGGGGAGCAGACGUGGGCGACGCCCACCGGUCCAUCUCCUCACCACGUAGGGAAGCCAAUAGAAGCAUGUUUUCUCAGCUCAAAGUCACCAAUCCUUACUCCUUCUUCGGAAAGUAGAUAGUCAUUUAAAAUUAAUUGGAACAAUGUACUUUUUAGCAUUUUUAUAGCCACGCUUUCUGUAGACUAUAUAAUUAUAAUUAUUCAUGUACACAAUACACUGUAUGCAAUCACCUGAUCUUGUUUAUGUAACGUACGAUAAUUAAUGUUAUAUGUAUGUAUACAACGUCAAAAAUCCAUAAACUGUGUCGAUCUUCUUUAA
Messenger RNA from Halichondria panicea, 2566 nucleotides. RefSeq names its product exocyst complex component 3-like. Lineage: Eukaryota; Metazoa; Porifera; Demospongiae; Suberitida; Halichondriidae. Gene Ontology annotation, molecular function: SNARE binding. Gene Ontology annotation, biological process: exocyst localization; exocytosis. Bases 67 to 2364 code for a protein of 765 amino acids. The record is from RefSeq and is a predicted model, not a curated record. The transcript is spliced from 23 exons. Gene Ontology annotation, cellular component: exocyst.